Prorocentrum cordatum is the source of this 738-nucleotide messenger RNA. The record is from the annotation of a GenBank genome assembly. NCBI's taxonomy places the organism in Eukaryota, Dinophyceae, Prorocentrales, Prorocentraceae.
AUGCCGGCGCCGCGGGUGCAGGGGCAGGACAGGUCGCGCCCGGCCGCCUCCGAGAAGGGGCCCGGGGAGUGCCCGAGCGCCGCUGGCGACGGCUCCGCGGCCCCGAAGAGCCCGCGGACGGAGGCGCAGCGGCGCGUGGGCGAGGUGCAGAGCCUCACCCGGCGCGCGGACCUGCUGGCGUCCAGGGGCAAGUACGCCGAGGCCCUCCCGCUGGUGGACGAGGCCCUGCGGCUCGAGCCGAGGCGGUCGGACCUGCACCUCGGGCGCGGGCAGUGCCUCUCCCACCUGGGCCAGCUGGGCGAGGCGGUGGCGGCCUUCGACGCGGCGGGGCGGGGCGCGGUUUGUCGCUUUAAACGCCCUGCUGCCCUCGGCGUCCUGGCGCUGCGGCUGGAGCCCCGGAGCGCCCCCGCCACCCGGGCCCGGGCGAGCGCCCUCGUGCGGCAGGAGCGGUGGGCCGACGCCGCGGGCUGCCUGCGCGAGGCUCUCGAGCGCGACGCUUGCAACUCGGAGCUGCGGGUCGAGCUGGCGCGCUGCCUCACCGAGAGUGGUGUGCAGGUCAAGCUAUCUGGUCAGCCAGCGAAGCAGUUCUUCCUGGACGCGCUGCAAGCGUCUGAGUCCUAUCCGCAGGCGUACUUCCAUCUAGGCCUCCCAGCACCGUUUCUGCUUCUCUGCUCUUUUCGCCUAUCCGAUCGCCGCGCCACGAUCUGCUUUACACGAGCUGCGCUGCUAGAGAAGUAA